Messenger RNA from Diaporthe batatas, 3679 nucleotides. RefSeq lists its product as uncharacterized. Gene Ontology annotation, biological process: regulation of protein phosphorylation. The record is from RefSeq and is a predicted model, not a curated record. The coding region runs from base 1953 to 3383 and encodes 476 amino acids. Gene Ontology annotation, molecular function: cAMP-dependent protein kinase regulator activity. Gene Ontology annotation, cellular component: nucleus; cAMP-dependent protein kinase complex. NCBI's taxonomy places the organism in Eukaryota, Fungi, Ascomycota, Sordariomycetes, Diaporthales, Diaporthaceae. The transcript is spliced from 4 exons.
UGCAGGUCCACGGGUUCGGUGGCGAGCUGCAACAGAAGCCUGAGAGAAGCUCGAGAAGCUCGAGGAAGCACCUCUCGCAGGCUUCGGUCCCCUUCGCUGGGCGGGAGGCCAGGGGGCCAGGGGGGCCAGGGAGCUUGGGGCUUGCAAGGGCUUUGUUGUCGGGCUUGGGCCGCCAGCCAGGGCCCAGGGCCCAGGGCACCACAGGGCAUUGGGCCAUUGGCAGGCCAUGCGCCCGUGGGCAGUCAGGCCGAGGGCGGCCCCAGUCCACCACCUGGCAGCAGCGCGGCAGAGGGCCACCCGCUGAUCUGUGCCCCUUCUUCUAGAAGGCUUCCAAGGGUUCGAUUCGACGACGGGAAGGGCGAAAGAGGGGCAGCGCUAGGACAGACAGCUGCGGAAGGUGCGUAUGCUGGCCCCUGCUCGGCCGCGGAUGGCAGGAGGCCAAGCCCGGCAGCCGGCUUUCAUGUGCCCUUUCUGGCCUCUGCCCUCCAGCCCUUGAGGGGACCCCUGGGCCCAUGCUCGUCCUCCCGGGCGAGGGGGGGUUCGGUCACCCUCUAACCCCCCUCCCGCGGGGUCACCACCGUUUCCUGAUGCACGGCUACCUCGACGGUACGUGUGGGACGGGGCAGCACGGCCAUGCCAGGUGACAUCUUUGCUGCUCUUGUCCCCCACUUGAUUGCCUUGCCCUGCCAAACUCGGGCAGAGCGAGCCAAAGCUCCCUCGCCAGUUCCACGCUCAAUCUCCUGGCAGUCAUUUGAAUCUAAUUGCGACUGCUCUGACCUGCGUGCCAGUGAAGCUAUUGUUGUACGGUUGGUUGUACGGAGUACCUGCCCACCAGAUCUGCCCUGUCUUGGUCUGCAAAGCUCUGUCCUGCUCUACUUUGGGCCCUGCCCCGGCCUGGCCUUGGCUCUCUCUCGCUGCCUCUUUCCCUCUCACACACUCAGAGGUACACACACACACACCCUCUUCCCUUCUCACCGACCUCGUCUCGAGACUUCCCUCCCUCUAUCCCCGUCCGGACCACCCCCCUAGCCCGCCUUUGGUCUCCAGUCUCCAGUCUCCAUUCUCCAGUUUCCAGUCUCCAGUCUCGGCUCUCCUCCUCCCUGGGUCACCACGCAGUACCCAUUCCUUCCUUUCUCACCUCGCCUUUGACCUCCCCCCCAGCCCGACCGUGAACUGCCUGCUAGGCCACAUACUAGCUCGACCCGGCUGCCGACGUCAAAGCUGAGCUGCUCAGAUCGGCCCUCUCCUCCAGCUCAACAACAUCCAGCCCUAUCCCACCACCCCCCGUCGCCCUUCGCUCCACAAUCUUGUUCUGCCACGGUUGUCUGUCUUCUUCCGAAUAGCUUCCUGGUCCUUCAAUUCCGUCUCGAUCAGCGCAUCCGGGCCUGAGCAAUCAUACCAAUCAUCCCACGCCAAUCAUCACGGUGUCCCCGAUAUUGCCUAUAACACUCCGUUAUUGGCAUACACGACGCCCGUUACCGUGCUCGCCUGCUCGCCUGCUUGCCCUGCCUGCUUGCCUGCCUUACCGGGCCCGACCCCCCGACUCAGUCCCCUACCCAAACGUCGCCUCCUCCCUUUUAAGCUCGACGUCUGCUUCCUCAACCCACAACCUCCUGUGCUGCCGGCGCUCCUCUUUUCGCAGUCAAUACUCCUUCUUGACUUGUUUGUUUCUUGUUACCCAUUCGCUUUGUAUUCACUCAGUCGCGGCCGCUCUCCAUCUGCCUUGUCAUAGUAGACGCCACAAGACCCCACUCAAAAUUAGCUGAAAGGUACGGACAAGAACCCCCUUCUUGACCUAGCCCAGUAUAUCGGACCCAUCACAAGGACCACCGCCGGGGCAGGCCCAGCAACAGCCGCUCUUAUUAGGGCCCAUGCACCCUCUCCUGUUUUAAACAAGUCCCUUUCCUCUGAUUUGUUUUGUGUUUCGCAGCUUGCUUUAGGUCGUUUGCAACAUGACUCUCCCGGUUGCUUACACGAACGAGAUACAGGAUUUGAACAGCCAAGUGCUGCGAUCCAAACCCCGAGAUAUCCUGCAGUUCUGCUGUGAUCACUUUGCCAGUCGGCUGGCCUCGGAACGCAAGAAGAAACUGUCCCAAGACACGCCCAACAAGCGCCUCAAGUUAGACAAAAGUAGACCACUCGCCAUGUCGAGCAGCUUCACCAGCCCCUUUGGGGCCCACACAAACCCCUUCGGUUCCAACGAGGGCAGCAUGAUGCAGAGGGUCAUGGAGGAGGAGGAGGAGAACGACACCGUUACCUCGCCCACGACUGGUACCUUCAACUUCAACUCAGGCUCCAUGUUUAGCGGCCCAUUUGGCGGCGAUGGCAGCUCCGACCCCCCCUCCUCGCUGCGCAGUCCGCCCAACCCCGAGAACUUUCCGGCGCAGUACAACUUUGGCCGUCGAACCUCCGUCUCGGCCGAGUCCCUCAAGCCCGUCGCGGAUAACAACGACAACUGGCAGCCCCCGGUGUACCCCAAGUCGGAGGAACAACAGACAAGGCUCACAAAUUCGAUUGCCAAGAACUUCCUGUUCAGCCACAUGGACGACGAGCAAAAGGCCCAGGUCCUAGGAGCGAUGCAGGAGAAGCCAAUCCCGGCAAAGGACAUUAAAGUUAUUACCCAGGGCGACGCUGGGGACUACUUCUACGUCGUCGAGAAGGGAACUUUUAACGUCUUUGUAAACUCGUCUGGAGUUCAACAGCCCGGCCCCGACGGCCUUGGGACACAGGUCGGCAGCAUCGAGGCAGGGGGUUCCUUUGGCGAGCUUGCCCUCAUGUACAAUGCGCCCCGUGCCGCCACUAUAAUCUCAGCCGAGGCAAACUGCAUGCUCUGGGCCUUGGACCGACUGACCUUCCGCCGGAUCCUGAUGGAGUCCACGUUCCAGCGCCGGCGCAUGUACGAGAGCUUCCUGGAGGAGGUGCCGCUGCUCAAGACGCUCACGUCGUACGAACGAUCCAAGAUCGCCGAUGCCCUCGAGACCCAGAAGUACCCACCGGGGACUGCCGUAAUCAAGGAGGGCGACCCAGGCUACGAUUUCUACCUGCUCGAGAGCGGUGAAUGCGACGCAUACAAGGAUGGUGUCCACAAGGAAAGGAUCAACCUCCGGCACUACGAGAAGGGCGACUUCUUUGGUGAGCUGGCGCUGCUCAACGACGCGCCCCGCGCGGCCACGGUGAUCAGCGUGACAGAAGUCAAGGUUGCCAAGCUUGGCAAGAACGCCUUCAACCGCCUGCUGGGCCCGGUUGAGAGUAUCAUGAGAAGAACAAAAUCUGGAAGCAUGUCCCGACCCAACUCCCGAAGAAACACGACGGAAUGCGGCCUUUCGCGCGGAACCUCGAGGAUGCGGGCCUGGACGACGGACGGACAACUGGUGGAGGCUUGAACGACGGUACGGUAUGUAUGGACGCAACGCAAGUGCAAGCAGAGGCUUGAACCGGGGAGGGUUUGGAUGUGGGACGGACCACACUGGAUGCUGGAGUUCGGCUACAACGGCGUUUUUGCGGGUGACGGCAUUAUCGACUGGCAGACAAGAACACUUUACCUCUUUCCUUCGCUAGCCUAUCGUGUUAGGAGAUUAUUGUUUUGUUUUUUGGAACAUCAGAUACCUAUGGAACAGAAAAAGACGAGUGCUGCGGUAGGGCGCUGCUCCGGAAUUAUAACACCUUCAUUAAUAUCACC